GGUUUCACGUUUCCUCGCUUCUUUGGUUUGUGGGAAUUUGCAACGGACUUGGCAGAAACGAAGAUUUCUGUCCACCGUCUGUCCAGCCACUCGGGUCCCUCGUCGGCUGCCGCUCCAUAAUUUUUACUUGCGAAGGCGUUUUGAAACGUGUUCCAAAUUUUUUGUCGUCUGCGGCUGCACACGGGAGUCUCCCUCGGCAACGGCUACCACGCAUUUCGUCAACGCUUGCAUCCGGCUCUGUGCUAUAACUACCACGCGGGCUUCUUCGCAAGGUCUUUGGGGUAAUUGUCCGGGAAGCGCCUCCUGUGCCAACGCCUUUGCGUUUUUCUGCCGUCUGGUCGCACACCUUUCGUAGAAUUUCGUCGAAUUCCCCUCUCUGCAAGUCACCAUGGAUCCACGCGGCCAGCCCGUCGGCCCUGCGCGUCCCGGCGUCCCCCCGCAAAUGAUGAGGCCUCAAGGCGGCCCCCCGCCGGGCGCAUUCCCUGGAGGCCCGCGUGGCCCCGCCGGCGCCCCGUUCGGAGCCCCCAUGGGGCCUGGUGGCCCGAUGGGCCCCCCCAGAGGGCCUGGCCCUCAGAUGGGCCCACCCAGAGGCCCUGGACCUCAGAUGGGCCCACCCAGAGGCCAGCAGGGACCCCCUCCCCCUGGAGUUCGCGGCCUCAUGCCCGGCAUGACGCCGCAGGGUCCCCCUGGAGCUCGCCCAGGCAUGCCGCCCCCCGGAACAAUGCCUAUGGGCCCCGACGGCAAGCUUCGCAUGCAGCCUCAGACAGCCCCCGGUGCACCACCUGCGGGGAUGCCUGGCACCGGCAUGCCCCCCCAACAAGUCCCCAGGGGCCCCAUGGGGCAUGUCGGAGGCGGCACUGGUGGGAUGCCUGCUCCUGAUGCGCGGCAACCCGUACCGAGCAAGACCGACUCACACGGCCUCCAGCAGAAGGACCUGGCGCAACGCUCGCGGAAUCUGAGGACACUGGAAGACGACGAGAGGUCCGACCAUCAGUUUGGAGAGGAAAUUCUGAACAAAGGCCUGCAGACAUUUGCACGUCUUGUCGCUCUGAACGACGUCGGCGACCUAGGGGCCUGGAACGGGUACACCUGGAAAUCCAGGCGCCCUCCUUCAGUGUUCUUCAUCAAUAUCACCCACGACCCUGAGGGUCGCCUUUGGGCCGUCACCGAGAGCAACGAAGUUGGCAAGCUGACUGUGAAGGGCUUCAAGGCCAUUGGCCACAUCGGCCAGGAAGACGUAGUUGACAUCACGUUUGACCCCAAGGACGGCACCUUGUGGGCGAUUAACCGCGUCGGCGAACUUCUGCACUGGAACGGCUACACCUGGGACAAGAAGUACCACGCUGGCUUCCACAAGCUGAGGGCUGCGACUUUCGACAGAAAGGGCAACCUCUGGGUCGUCAACACCGCAGGCGAAAUUGCCAUGUGGGACGAGGAAGAGCAGCAGUGGGAUCUCAAGAAGGUUCCAGGAGCUACACGUUUACACACGCUGGCGUUCGAUGAGAACAACAAAUUGUGGGUUCUCGGCAGCCAUGGCGAACUGAUGCUGUUGGCCGCCAACCGCUGGGUCGUGUACGGCUGGGUGGGAUGCUGGAAGUUCAGGGACAUUUCGUUCAGGUGGAGCAAAACCGCGAUUGAGCAACUGCGGGCAGUUCGAUCUACGGGGACAGUGUUUGGUGGGCGCUCUAGCGCUCUCGCUGACCGGCUGCCGGUGCCGCAGGGUGCAUAGGCCAGUGGGUUGUCCACCUUCACCCGCAGAAAAAACCAGCCGUGAAAUGCAACGCCUUCGCUCGCAGGGGCAGUUUGCAGCACUAGCACUGAACUCUGUGGAGUUUUGUCGCCAAGAAGGAACGUGUGGCCACAGACGAAGAGUUGGGAAACGUUGGUUUCCUGGCCAUGGGACCUAGACAGUAGAGCUAAGAGUCUGCGGUUUAGGUUGGGAUUCGACUGGUGGCGACUAGGGAGUCGCGGAGCUGCGUCAUUCCUCAGCCAGGAACGCUGAAGCAGAGGCACAUUCGGGGUGUUCUAAAUGCAGUUGUCGCUCUCGAUGGUGGGAGCAGGUGCGUUCUUCGGUGGAUUUCGACACUGAAAUCGUUGUUUCUAAGUGAGUAUAGGUCAUGUGCUGAAACGCCCUCGGGUCUUUCGGGAUUUCAGAAGUGUGGGCUGAGCACCGGCGUGCAGCCAAAAAAAGGCCAAGCAACACUCUGAGAGACCCACAGCUCAUGUACUUUUGUCUGCUGUUACGCGCAUUCGUGUACGGGAUAUGUAAACUCUAUGCACCGUCCGACUUGUCUGAGUUCUUCGACUUGGGCAGCGCCGUGCAGGAAGGUGUGUUUUCUUGCGAGGGAAGUCAGAGCAGGGUGCGUCACCUCGUCGAGGG
Molecule: messenger RNA, 2380 nt
Organism: Toxoplasma gondii ME49
Lineage: Eukaryota; Apicomplexa; Conoidasida; Eucoccidiorida; Sarcocystidae
Exons: 9
Coding region: 389-1729 (446 amino acids)
Molecular function (GO): protein binding
Source: RefSeq, a predicted model, not a curated record